This is a messenger RNA of Camellia sinensis, 2070 nucleotides long. The record is from RefSeq and is a predicted model, not a curated record. Lineage: Eukaryota; Viridiplantae; Streptophyta; Magnoliopsida; Ericales; Theaceae.
AUGGCCAAGCAUUCCAAGAAAAUUAGAAGAGAAAUUUCACAACCCAAUUGGCCUAAUCUUCCCAGUGGUUUUGUUGAAGCUUGGGAUUUUAAUUGUUCUGUCCCUAGAAAAAUUGUGGACAUUGAAGCUUAUUUUCCUAAAGAAAAGGUUGAAUUUGAAAAGUCUCUGAGUGAUCUUUAUUCUAGCCAAUUUUACUGGGUGGAGUCACUAGGUGAGCACUUGCUUGUUAUAAGGUAUAUUGGUGAGUUUGUUAGGUAUGACAGUGAAGCUGUUCAUGAGGCUGAUUUUGAUGAUGGCCUUCAUGGCUAUUUUAAAGGAGCUAGAGGUCUUAGACAAGGUGACCCUAUGUCCCUGUACUUAUUUGUUUUGGCCAUGGAAAUCCUGGCCAAAAUCUUGGCAGAGAAAGCUAUGAACCCUCUUUUUAAGUUUCAUUGGAAGUGCGACAAGACUAAAAUCAUUAAUCUUUGCUUCGCUGAUGAUCUUAUGAUCUUUAGUAGGGGUGAUGCCUCUAUUGUUAAGCUCAUUAUGGAAUGCCUUAAGGAGUUUUCAUCCUUGUCUGGCCUAAUUCCUAAUCCCAGCAAAAGUAACAUCUACUUUUCUGGUUGUGAUAUGGAGUUGAGAGCUGCUAUUCUUGAGAUUGCUAAGUUUAAUGAAGGGACUCUUCCUGUUAGGAUCACCAAUAGAGUGAAGAGUUGGACCAAUAGAGCUUUAUCUUACGCUGGUAGAAGCCAGCUCAUUCAAUCCAUUCUCUUUUCUAUGCAAGUGUACUGGUCCUCCCUUUUCAUUCUUCCCAAGAAGGUCAUUAGGGAGAUUGAUAGUAUUCUUAGAGCAUUCCUUUGGUCUGGUACUGAUCUUAAAACUCAUAGUGCCAAAAUUGCCUGGGAUUUUGUGUGUGCUCCGAAAAAUGAGGGAGGAUUGGGCUUUAAAUCUUUAGAUAUUUGGAAUAGAGCGGCCAUAGCUAAACACAUUUGGUUUUUGUUUUCUGGGGGUGAGGGAUCGAUGUGGUGUCAGUGGGUCAAAUCCUAUUUAUUAAAGGGGAAGAGUUUCUGGAUAGUUAAGGUUCCUAAUGAUCCCUCUUGGGUGUGGAGAAAAUUAUUGUCUCUUAGGAAGUGGGUUUCCCCACUGAUUAAGCAUAAGAUUGGGUGUGGGGACACCACUUUCCUUUGGUUUGAUAAUUGGCAUCCCAUUGGUCCUCUGUGGAACAAAUUCGGGGAUAGAAUUAUUUAUGACUCUGCCCUUAACAGUGAUACAAAAGUCAGUAAAAUCAUUGAUGGGUCUUCUUGGAAGUGGCCUUUUCCCAACUCUUGGGAAAUUCAGGAGCUAAUCUCCUCUACUCCUGUGUGUUUUCAUCCCAAUCCUUCCAGCACUGAUCAAGCUAUUUGGAAUCUUACCAUUGAUGAAUCCCUAAAGUCAGCUUCAUUGUUUGGGUGGCUCUCCACAAUAGACUUUCCACUAGUGAUAGACUCCAGUGCCAUUGAAGUUGCUUGUAACAUUAAGUGGCCUGUCCUUGGCUGGCCUGAUAGUGUUACAUUUGCUUCUAAGGAGACUAAAGGUAACUCUUUGAGGGUGAAUAUCAUUAGUAAUGCAUUCUUGUGUUCUGUUUACAUGAUCUGGAUUGAGAGAAAUAACAGAAUUUUUAACAAAGAGCUAAAACCUGAAGAGGUGGUCAUUAAAUCUGUUAUCCAUAUGGUUAGAGAUAGAAUGCUGUCACUUAAGAAUAUUCCUAGAUCCAAUGGUGACAAAUGGUAUAUUCGGGUGUCCCAAGUGGAUCUAUCUAUCCUUGAGGGUCGAGUGAUGAAAGUUAAGGAAGCUAAUUUCGAGUGGUGUGAGCCCCUAAACUGUGGGCCGAGUGAUGAGAGUUCCUACAUUGAGUGUGCUGCUGCUAUGUUUUGUCUUUGGUAUCACUGGAUGUACUCACUUCUGAUUUCUUCUACAGGGUCUAUUACAAUGUUUGAGCUUUAUGGUGGCUGCCUGGAUAGGGAUACGUGCUACGUGUCUGAAGGAUGUGGCUGUUAUGAUAUUCCUAUGCUGGGCAGAUUGGGCUGCUGUGGGUCCACUAUAAUGUUUUGA